Messenger RNA from Lactuca virosa, 1584 nucleotides. Lineage: Eukaryota; Viridiplantae; Streptophyta; Magnoliopsida; Asterales; Asteraceae. The record is from the annotation of a GenBank genome assembly.
CUUCACACCGUUUCCUACUCCAUUAAAUAUCUCUGCAUCUUCUCCCUAUCCAAAUAGCGACCGACGGCGUGAAACUCAUAAUUAGACCCUUAUAAGUAGCAGCGAUUUCUUUGCUUUAAUCAGGUGGUUGCUUAUUUGUGAUAGUGAAAAUCUGCCAUGGCGCAAGAGUUGGCUGACGGUGAGUUUUGGCUACCACCGGAGUUUCUCAACGACGAGGACAUACUCAUGGACUUCAUUCCUGGAAAACCCAACCCUGCAACUCCCACCGGCGUUUUGAACAAGGGCUCAUACAGUUUGGGGUCGUACGGGCCUAACUCGGAUCUGAGCUCUCCGGUGGAGUCUGUAAUGGGCUCUACUGAGACGGAGAGUGAUGAAGAAGAUUACCUGAACUGUUUGUCCCGAAAGUUCGCUAAAACUACUGUACAAGAUGAUUUCCGGAAAGCAGAUGCCAAUUUCAACUACGAAAACAACCACUCUAAGGGCACUAGGGUUAUGGCGGGUUCGCCGCAAUCAACACUGUGCGGUUGUAAAAGGAGUUCAAGCAGGGGAAGCCCUAAUUGUCCUUCACCGCCGGCCACGGCGACGGUUAACCGCAACGAGGCUUCAUGGGAUCUUCUGUACGCUGCUGCCGGCGAAGUAGCUCGGAUGAGGAUGGUUGAAGAAGCUGCUUCCCGCUACUAUAACCCGAACAAAAAUUACAUGGCUCAACAAGCACCUCGAAGAACAUCAAGCCCUAACCUCAACUAUCAACAACUUCAAGUUGCUCAAUUUCAGCAGUUGAAACAGCAACAAAUGGCGAAGCAGCAUCAGUAUCUGCAAUUGAUGCAACAGAACAGAACAAGGAAUGACUCUGGAAACGGCCGGCCGGUGGCUCCGCCGGCGUCUGCGUGGCCUACCCCUCAACAAUCCCAGCAGCAGCCACAGCAACGACCACCUGGGUCGGGUAUGCGGGCUGUGUUCCUCGGAAACCUCACCACCAAACGAGAAUCCACUGGUACUGGUGUUUUCUUGCCUCGCCAAAUUGGAGCUCCAACCGAGCCUCUCAAGAAACGAGGAUGUUCGACAGUUCUACUUCCCGAUAGAGUUGUUCAGGCUCUGAACUUGAACUUGGAAGCCAUGGAAGCUGAGUCUAAGCUUCAAUCUCGUUGCAAUGGAGGACCUCUUGCUUCUGACUACGACGCCGAGAUGAUGUACCGGAGUAGCGUUAUGAUGGCCCAACAGAGGCGAAACACCCACCGUCAACAACCGGCAUCAAAGGCGGAAUUCCGGCUACCUCAAGAAUGGACCUAUUGAAGAAUCCAAAUAGUAGUUUUAGCAAAAAAAAUAGUAUAAUAUAGUAUAGAAGAUGAUUUUAAGAAUGGGAUUUGUUUUGUUUUUUAGUGUUUGAACGAAUGAAUCAAAAAGGAGGAGGGAUGAUGAAUAAAGAAAGUGUUGGUGGGUGGGGUGAUAGGAGAAGCAAAAAUGCUCCGUUUUGGGUUAGAAAGGAGGGUUUUGUUUAUUUUAAGAAUAAGGUGAUCAAGGUUUAGAUUUAGUAGAAGGUGAAAGAAAGUCAAGCACAAUGUACAAGUUUUUAAUCCAUGAGGU